Cyprinus carpio (common carp) is the source of this 4509-nucleotide messenger RNA. RefSeq names its product dynamin-1-like protein. Gene Ontology annotation, biological process: mitochondrial fission. Gene Ontology annotation, cellular component: microtubule; mitochondrion; cytoplasm. The transcript is spliced from 18 exons. NCBI's taxonomy places the organism in Eukaryota, Metazoa, Chordata, Actinopteri, Cypriniformes, Cyprinidae. Gene Ontology annotation, molecular function: GTPase activity; microtubule binding; GTP binding. The record is from RefSeq and is a predicted model, not a curated record. Bases 191 to 2206 code for a protein of 671 amino acids.
AUUAUUUGUAGCUGACUCCGGGUCCGUCUUUGACAGCCUGCUGUAAGGGCGCAGAAAAGCGAAACCUCAAAACAUGUCGGUCUUCUCGUGACUGUACGUUGUGUUUUCAUAUUUCCAGCAUGACAUUGAGCGUUAUAUCGCUCUGAUUGUGUAAUUCUGUAGAAGGCUCGACACAUCGCGUUACGGUAGGAUGGAAACUCUGAUUCCCAUCAUCAACAGACUGCAGGAGGUCUUCCUCACAGUUGGAUCCGAGAUCAUCCAGCUUCCUCAGAUCGUAGUCGUGGGGUCACAGAGCAGUGGAAAGAGUUCAGUACUGGAGAGUUUGGUUGGACGGGACUUUCUGCCCCGAGGCUCAGGAAUAGUGACUCGGCGUCCUCUAGUGUUACAGCUGGUGACUGUGCCCCCGCUGGAGGAGAGGCGCAAACAAGACAAUGGGAAUGGAGCUAAACACAACAGCCAGAACAGUUUUCCAGGUAUCAAAGCAGAAGAAUGGGGCACCUUCCUUCACUGCAAAAACCAGAUUUUCACAGAUUUCAGUGAAAUCCGGAAAGAGAUCGAGGAGGAAACAGAUCGCUGUACCAAUAAUAAGGGCAUCAGUCCAGAGCCCAUUAACCUGAAGAUAUAUUCCCCUAACGUACUCAGUCUGACGUUAGUUGACUUGCCUGGCAUCACUAAGGUCCCUGUUGGUGACCAGCCUGAAGAUAUCGAGACUCAAGUCCGGGAGAUGAUUCUGUCCUACAUCUCCAACCCCAACUCCCUCAUCCUGUGUGUCUCUCCUGCAAACUCUGACCUCGCCACAUCGGAUGCCCUUAAACUGGCACGAGAGGUGGACACAGAUGGUCGCAGGACGCUGCUGGUGGUGAGUAAGCUGGAUCUGAUGGACGCGGGGACAGAUGCUCUGGAGGUGCUGCUGGGCCGGAUCAUACCCGUCAGACUGGGCAUCAUCGGUGUGGUUAACAGGAGCCAACAUGACUUGAACACCCAAAAGAGUCUUGCCGACUCCUGCAAAGACGAGCAGGUGUUCCUGCAGCGUCAUUACCCAUCAUUAGCCUCCCGCUGCGGCUCACGCUACCUGGCUCGCACCCUGAGCCGACUGCUCAUGCAUCACAUCAGAGACUGUCUCCCGGAGCUCAAGACGCGAGUCACGGUGCUCACGGCGCAGUACCAGUCCCGACUCAACAGCUGCGGCCAGCCAGUGGAAGACCAAAGCGCCACCUUGCUGCAGAUCGUCACUAAGUUUGCCGCCGACUACUGCAACACCAUCGAAGGCACUGCCAGACACAUCCAGACCUCUGAACUAUGUGGAGGAGCGCGUAUCUGUUAUAUAUUCCACGAGACGUUUGGAAGAACCCUGCAGUCUAUUGACCCACUUGGAGGACUCAAUGAGCUAGAUGUUCUCACAGCUAUUCGAAAUGCUACGGGUCCUCGGCCGGCGCUGUUUGUUCCUGAGGUCAGUUUUGAGCUGCUGGUGAAGAAACAGAUUAAGAGACUGGAGGAGCCCAGCCUGCGCUGUGUGGAGCUCGUACAUGAGGAACUUCAGAGAAUCAUCCAGCACUGCUCUGCCUACAGCACACAGGAGCUCUUGCGGUUUCCCAAACUGCAUGACUCGAUUGUGGAGGUGGUUACCAGCUUACUCAGGAAACGGCUGCCCAUUACCAAUGAGAUGGUUCAUAAUCUGGUUGCGAUCGAGUUGGCCUAUAUAAACACCAAACAUCCUGAUUUCACAGACGCUGCCCAAGUGUCUGCAUCUGUCAACAGCCAGCAGGCGGAGGCUGGGGAUGGAGGCAAGCGAUGGAAGAAUGAGAAGAUGCCGUCAGAGGACAAGGGCUCCAUGCCGGGAUUUGGGAGUCCCACUAAAGCCAUCAACCUGCUGGACACGGCCGUGCCAGCAUCCCGCAAGCUGAGCACUCGGGAGCAGAGGGACUGUGAGGUCAUCCAGCAGCUCAUCAAGUGCUACUUCCUGAUCGUGCGCAAGAGCAUCCAGGACAGUGUGCCAAAGACGGUGAUGCAUUUCCUGGUGAAUUUUGUGAAGGAGCAUUUGCAGAGUGAGCUGGUCGGUCAGCUCUACAAACAGCCUCUGCUGCAGGAGCUGCUCAUCGAGUCUCAGGAAACUGCUCAGCAGCGCACGGAGGUUGCACAGAUGCUGGAGGCGCUCAAGAAAGCCAGUAACAUUAUCUCAGAGAUCCGGGAGACUCAUCUUUGGUAGCCAAACGUUCUCAUGAACACUCUGUCCAGGAAAGUGUUUACAUGUUUGUAUGUGUGCUGUAUGUGUGUGAGUGUAUGACAUACAGGUCAAAUACAUCAUCUGAAGAAGAAAUUCAAUGCCUCUGCCAGCAUGAACAUUCAACAAAAUGUGUACAGUUUUCCAAACAGCCCUCAUUUCUACUGUAUAUGCACUGAUUCCAUAGCUGUGUGUUUGACAGAGGUCAGAAGUGUGAGUGCGUUUGUACUCAGUAGUGAUCAUAUCAAGUCUAUGUCGUUAUCUUCAAUAUCAUAAAUUCUUCGGAAUGGUUUUUCGCCAUUAUGAUAAAUACUCUUUCAUUUAAGCAUUAUAAGAAUUAAGUAAUGUCUCAAAUGCUAUUUAAAGCAUCCUAAGAACAAUCGAGCUCUCAUACGCUCACAUGACUGAAAACAGGAAUCACACAGUGAACGUCGUUAUUUUUUCAUCUGUUCAUCAUUUACUCGACAUGUCAUUCCAAACUGUGUGAUGCUCUAGAAUACAAGAGAUGAAAAAUGUUCAAGCUGUUUUUUUUUUUCCCAAUUCAGUGAAAAUAUUAUAGGCUUUCAAGCUCUGAAAUGGACUAAAAGCAACAUAAAUGUACCAUAAAUCAUCAUAAAAGUAGUUAAUGGGACUCGUUUUAUGUGAGGAACAGAUUGAAAUCUAAGUCAUUAUUCACUGAAUGACUUGACGAUGAGUAAUUGACAGAUUUGAGGGACCUAUUCCUUCAGUACGCUGUAAAUAUCAUGUAAUAAAUGUGGUGUCCAGACUUACAGUAAAUAUAAGAAACAACAAUAAAGCCGUCCCUUUAUUAGAUUGGGUUGAAUUUGUCCAUUUUGGCACAGUUGUAUGUUACAUACUGUACAUACAAGCUUAAGUUAUCACAGCCAAUAUGGGCUAAAAACAAAACCAGUGCUAAUAUGAUAAUGAUUUAAUAAUGUGAAUGAAACUCAAAUAGGAUGUUACAUUUAGAAUAAUUAAUGAUGUAACAUGUGACGGGUGUCUAGAAGUGGUGCAAAUAAAUAGUAGUGCAGCGUGAAGAGCCACAGAACAAACACUUCAAACCGUGCUUGACUUGACUGCCAUGUAAUAUUUAUGCUUGUAUGAAUAUUUAUUGUGAGAGUGAGUACAUCUGUUUUAAAGAAGGUCAAAUGAGGAAGAACAAACUAAGAUAUGAAAACAUUGGCUGUUUGAAGCAUUGAACACCAAGAAUGAAUAGUGUUUAGUGUCAAAUACAGUGCGAAAUUAAUGCCUACUACUAUUGCCUGCUGAAACCAAUAUUAAUUUGUGUGGGUGUUUAUGUUGGGGACGAUGUUGCAUAUUUUUUAAUUUAUUUAUUGUGAUGGGGGACGCAUUAUGCUUCAGACAUUAUGCAUCUCUACCAAACAAUCAAUCAUAAAAAAUAGACAUGCCAGGAAGACUGAGAGAAGGGGGAUAAAUAAAAUCAACUUAAGCAUAUUUAUAUACAUUGCCAAAUACCUGAAAGUUAAUAAGCAUGCAUUUCUUGUUGACCUCAAACUUUAGACUGUUAAAUUGUGUGCUGCCUCAUAUUUUUAUUAUAUAUUUCAGUGGAUAUGUGUGACACAGUGAGGAUGUACUGUAGAGGUGUUGUAAAUUUCAAGAGGUGUAAGCAGUUUACUUAUUAUUCUGCUUAAGUGAAGUAGGAUCCGUAGAAACACUUCAGAGGUUGAUGAGUUUUAAUGAGCCCCGUUGCAGUCUCAGCACUAAUUACAUGAUGUAUGUUUCCCGAAGCUGAAAUCUGCACUGCAAUCUGAUCCUAAAUAUUCUCUAGCAAUUUUGUGAAUAUCAUGGAACCUGUCAAUAACAUAUUCAGGUCAUAUUCUGCGCUAAAAUUAAACAAAAAUAUGAAAAUCUUAUUUUGCAUCUAGAAAGCCUAUUUCUAAAAACAUUAGGAUUUUGCACUGUAACAGUUGUCUUCACAAUCAAGUACAGAAAUUCCUCAAAUUGGCGUUAUUUUAAAGGGGUGGUUGAUUGCGAUUUCACUUUUUUAACGUUAGUGUGUAAUGUUAUAGCAUACUAUAGCAUAAACAAUAUCUGCAAAAUAUAACAUAAACAAACUAAAUAAAGCAUAAACAAUAUCUGCAAAGUUACGACACUGAAAGUGAAAUGCAAAUGGAGAUAUUAAAAUUGCAAAUGGUCUUUUAAAAUUAUGGAAGUUUAACGCCUACAAAAAUGACUCGUAGGGACUACAACAAGUUACUUCCCGGGUUUGUGAUGUAACUAGGGCUGGGUGAUAUAUCACAUGCGAUUGUCACGCGCAUUUCGUCAGU